AUGUAUUCGGUGGCUCCUGCUUCAACUGCAUCCACAACUAUGCGACUUGCGUGUGUCUUCGUGCUUGCUCUCCUAUUUGUUCUCUGUGCUUCUGAUCGUCCUAAUCUAAGCAAUCGUGCGAGACUUGUGGUGACGAAAGAAGUGUUGAAUCGGUACUUAGUCGAGACAAAAGAAGUCACUUUGCUGUACACUAUUCACAAUCUCAGUCCCAAAACCGCUAGGGAUGUGGAGAUCCAUGAUCGACUUCCUGAGUCAGACUUCACAUUUGUUCAUGGAAGUCGGUCAACCAGAUGGCCUUCCGUUCUUCCCAUGUCCAACAUAACUCACUCUGUGAUAGUUAUCCCUCGGUCUGCUGGUUAUUUCAAUUUUACUAGCGCAGAGGUGACUUACAAGGCCGGUAUGGACGGCAAAGUGACGUAUGGUUAUUCAUCUGCUCCUGGAAUGCGUCUAAUCCUAAUCCCCUCCGUCUUCAAUCGUCAAUUUUCUUCUCAUUGGGUGGAAUGGAUCUGCUUUGCAUUCAUCAUGACACCCUGUUUGGCAAUCCCAUACAUGCUUUGGCGCGCUAGUGCCUCUAAAUACAAAUAA
Messenger RNA from Echinococcus granulosus, 585 nucleotides. RefSeq names its product Translocon-associated protein subunit beta. The transcript has 4 exons. The record is from RefSeq and is a predicted model, not a curated record. Gene Ontology annotation, cellular component: endoplasmic reticulum. NCBI's taxonomy places the organism in Eukaryota, Metazoa, Platyhelminthes, Cestoda, Cyclophyllidea, Taeniidae. Bases 1 to 585 code for a protein of 194 amino acids.